Molecule: messenger RNA, 816 nt
Organism: Acanthosepion pharaonis
Lineage: Eukaryota; Metazoa; Mollusca; Cephalopoda; Sepiida; Sepiidae
Source: the annotation of a GenBank genome assembly
AUGAUCGUGUGUUUAAGAAUUCACACGAGCGUCAGUCUCUCAGCAUCUAAUUUUCUAUCCUUCUGUCUGCCUGUGGAUUUAUGUACUUAUAAAUUACGCUUCUAUCUAUCUAUCUAUCUAUCUAUCUAUCUAUCUAUCUAUCUAUCUAUCUAUCAGUUGCUCUGUUGCUGCCGGCUCUCACUUAAUCUCUCUCUCUCUCUCUCUCGCUCUCUCGCUCUCUCUCUAUUUAUCUGUCUAUCUAUCUAUCUGGAAUCUAAUUGGCCCUUGCAUUGGUCUAUCUAUCAAUUGCUCUAUUGCCUAUUUAUUCACCUACCUCCCUAUCUAUCUAUCUAUCUAUCUAUCUAUCUAUCUAUCUAUCUAUCUAUCAGAUGCUCUCUGGCUAUUGAUUUUCCUAUAUAUACUUUUAUCGAGCUCUCUUCCUAUCUAUCUAUCUAUCUAUCUAUCUAUCUAUCUAUCUAUCUAUCUAUCUAUCUAUCUGACUAUUUUUCUGUUCCUCUGUGGCUAUCGCUUUGCCUAUAUAUAUAUUUUUUAUCUAUCUAUCUGUCUAUUUAUCUAUCUAUCUAUCUGACUAUUCUUCUGUCCCUCUCUGGCUAUCGCUUUGCCGACAUAUUUUUUAUCUAUCUAUCUAUCUAUCUAUCUAUCAUUUGCUCUAUUGCUAUCGAUUGUCCUAUUUAUCCCCCCCCUCUCUCUCUAUUUAAACUGAGAAUUAGCAAAAAUAAUUCCGUUCAUUUGGCGUCGAAAUCAAAGUUCAUCCCCCCAACACCCGUUUUUCCGAAUCUAUCUCACAAAUCGGACUCACCAGCCAGUGUUGCGUGA